Messenger RNA from Striga hermonthica, 787 nucleotides. The record is from the annotation of a GenBank genome assembly. NCBI's taxonomy places the organism in Eukaryota, Viridiplantae, Streptophyta, Magnoliopsida, Lamiales, Orobanchaceae.
UUCAGGAAGAUGUCACCACCGGCUUUCACCGGAGAAGGGGGGCCACUCUCAGUAGGCGACUGGUUCCUUAGGCUGGAGCGCAUCUUUCGCUUGAUGGCGUGUACCGAGGCCCAGAAGGUGGUCUGUGGGGAAUACAUGCUAGAGGGAGAAGCUGGACAGUGGUGGGAAGACUAUUGGCGCCUGAAGCCAGUAGACAAGCGAGACGCUUUGACUUGGGCGCAGCUCAAGGUGAUCAUCACGGAGAAGUACUAUCCUCGUCAUUUUCGUGACCAGAUGGAGAGAGAGUUUAUGAGCCUUAGUCAGGGGAACCGCAUUGUGGCAGAAUACGAGCGGGAGUUCUCCCGUUUGAGCGCAUUUGCCCGACAUCUAGUGGAUACAGAAGAGAAAAAGGCCACUCGUUUCCUGUAUGGCCUUAAACGAGACCUCCUCAUGCUAAUAGUCGGCCACGGAUAUCUGACCUAUGCCGAGACGAUUGAGAGGGCCCAGCGACUCGAGGUGUGCCAGCAGAUGGGGUCGCAGUCACUCCCCGUUCGGCCCGCUGACAUAGCCCAGCCAUCAAACAAUGCCGGGAAGAGAAAGUGGAAUGAUGAUCGCAAAGGGAAGGGCAAGAAAAAUAGGCAAGACAAUAGACCACCCCAGGCAGCCCAACCAAUCCAGCAGGUACAAGUCGACCGUCCACCGUGUGCUACCUGCGGCAAAGGACACAGGGGAGAGUGCUUAGCUGGCAAGAACAUCUGCUUCAGGUGCAAGAGGCCGGGGCACAUGGCUCAAAAUUGCCUCGAGCACG